This is a messenger RNA of Anthostomella pinea, 348 nucleotides long. Lineage: Eukaryota; Fungi; Ascomycota; Sordariomycetes; Xylariales; Xylariaceae. The record is from the annotation of a GenBank genome assembly.
AUGUUGGUGGUCAAGCCAAGUGGACGCCGGACGGCGCCAGCAUGCCACGCCAAGGCACUGGAGCUGUUUGGGAAAGAGACGCGCCAGUGCGACGUGGCAAUUUCGUCCUUCCAGACGACCACUGAUCACUAUGCUCCACCAUUGCGAGAAGAUGACGAAGAGGCUGAAGACGAGAACAACCCGUCCACGCCCAAGGCUUUGCCAGCGGACAGGGCUCCCAUACAACAAGAGUAUGAAACAAGCCUCAUUGCCUCCUUGGGCUAUGAUGACACUGAUGCCAUUGAUCGUCGGCUCGGGCUGAUGCCGUCGGACAUGUCUACCGUAACGGAUGACCCAGCUCAAAACUAA